AUGAAAUCGCUGAUUCUCCUUCUUCCCAGUUUUGCGCACGCCAUCUGUCCGGAGCCAGACUAUGAUGAUUCGGUUAUGUGGAUCUCCUGCAGUGAAAAUGAAUGCAACAUUGAGUGCCUUGACACGCUUGAAGAGCAUGUGAUUGGCUGUACUGAAGACGGAACCCUUCAAAGCUCACUGCCCAGCUGUAAAAACGCGCAAUGCCCCGAAAUUUCCCCCUCGCCGAAUCGUCAAGACGAUUGCGACGAAAUUUCGUGUAAAUUCUCAUGCCCAGACGAUCUUGAACUUGUCGGCCCAACUUCAAUUUUAUGCGAAAAUGGAGUUUGGUCUGCAGAAUUACCAGUCUGCGGACCUCCUGCCAGCUGUCCAGAGUUGCAUCAGCCAGAAAACGGAUUCAUCAAAUGUACUGGCAACUCGAGAAGAAGUGUCUGCGAGUAUUCGUGUGCGGAUGGAUUCCAGCUUGUCGGUGAGCGAAGCCGCACAUGCGAAUACUCUGGGGGCGAGCUCGAAUGGAGUGAUGAUGAUCCGUCGUGUCAACAAAAUGUUUACACUCCAGUACCAAACGAAGACACCGACAAUCCUCAGUCUGACGCCACGCCCGACAAUAACGACCAGAGUGUUUGGAAUUUAUUGAAAGAAAAUCAGAUUGUGGUGGGCAUCAGUGCCGGCGUUUUCUUGUUGAUUCUGACGCUUUCUGUCAUGCUCGCUUAUUGUAUUCGAAAGAAGAGGACGGGAAAAGAACCCAACGAUAUUGAGCUGUACCACAAGUGGGAUCGAAAUCCUACGCUUAAUCCAGAGAAUACCUUCCAUGACCAAAUCGUAACUUCUGGACCUAAUCGGGAUAAUUCUAUUUCCGACCCUUCACAAACGUUUUACCAGCCGAACCAUAAUCGCGCGCAAUAUCCGAUAAGAGGCGGAAAUGUCUCUCCUUAUAGCCAGGUCAACGUCGGAGGCACCUCUGAAAACGACCAGCUGUUGACAGCGGACGAAGGAGGGCCCAGUAUUUAUGAUCCGUCUAAUGCAGAUCAAGCCCAAAUCGAAAUGAGGCCUCAGAUGGAGGACUACUUUGUGGAGAAAACGGUCCUCACCAAGUUUGAGAUUGCGCUUCUCUUCAGCGCGACCUGCUUCUUUAUUCGUGCCAAGUUCCCCAAGCUUUUCAAUCCUAACAACUGGGGCAUCGUUGGCAGCCUCCAGAUCUUGUGCUACAGAGCAGCUAAAUUCGCCGAACGCUCUUCCUUCCUCAUGUGCCUGCUUUUUUUUGUUGCUGGUUUCUUGACGCUCAAGUACAAAGAACCGAUACAUGUAAAUGUAUUUUGA
This is a messenger RNA of Oikopleura dioica, 1317 nucleotides long. The record is from the annotation of a GenBank genome assembly. Lineage: Eukaryota; Metazoa; Chordata; Appendicularia; Copelata; Oikopleuridae.